Messenger RNA from Chelonia mydas (Green sea turtle), 4661 nucleotides. RefSeq names its product SUMO specific peptidase 5 (gene SENP5). Gene Ontology annotation, molecular function: deSUMOylase activity. Gene Ontology annotation, biological process: protein desumoylation. The transcript has 11 exons. The coding region runs from base 265 to 2586 and encodes 773 amino acids. Gene Ontology annotation, cellular component: nucleus. Lineage: Eukaryota; Metazoa; Chordata; Testudines; Cheloniidae. The record is from RefSeq and is a predicted model, not a curated record.
AGGACCAGGCCCCUUCGAGCACAUGCGCACUAGCUGAGCUGCCCGUCGUGCUCUCUCCGCGCUCCUCCCUCCCGCCCUUCGCGGCCUGUCGCGGGAGAGUGAGGAGGUCAGUGUGCGCCGGCGCAGUGCGCAGGGACUUGCCCACGUGAGGCGCUGCUCAGGGGCUGGCGGGAGGCGGAGCUGGGGGCGCUUUGCUGCGGCCGGGAUGCGCUGGACGACAACGAGGGACAGAGCUGCCCUUCGAGAUCAUAAUGCAGCAGAAAAAUGAAAGAACAUAGAAGAAAUUUAAAUUGGAAAAGAAGUCGAUUGCUGUUCCUUUCUAGAAGAUGGACCACUGGAUUUUGGGGGCUCAGGAAAUACUGCUUCCAAAAGAAGCAUUUUUUCCUAGCUAAGAGAAAAAGACAAAGUGCUCAAUCAGUUGUGAGCCUAAACCGGAACAAAGUGUACCGAUCUCUCCAGUGCAGAAGGAAGGCACUCAGACUCCAGAGUGAUUGGGUUCCUGAAGUGCUUCUAAAUGCAAAAAACCAUCAAAAACCAACUGCUGAACACAGCACCUUUUCUACAAAAACGUCCAGAAGGGCAAAAAAGCCCUUUCCCGAUGGCAAAACUGGAAACCCGCGUGCACAGGCAAUAGAGAAGUUGGACAAUGAAUCCCUUCAGGGUGAAGAUCUCUUGAACAGAGUCACUGGAUUACAAGAAGACACUAGUCUUAGCUGCAUGCAUGGCAAUGACAACAGUGCCUUUUGUGGUGGGCUGUGCGAUGCUAUCUUACCUGUAAAGAAGGAAGGUUUCAUACCUAGUGGAGAGGAACGCAAUAAUGAUGAAGGCAAUUCCGUCUUAGUAGUCUUAAACAAUUGUAAAAGAAGGUGUUGCAGAGGGCUAGAGCAGAAUGGAACUUGUGGCCCCUUGACUACUAAAAAGAGGUCCAAAUUUAACCAAUAUACUGUAAAGAAGAUACCUGUAUUUAUGAUGCAUAAGAAACUUUCUAUGAUUAGGUUUCGGGAUAGAAUCAUAAAAUUCCCAAAACUUAGAGCAAGAGGCAAAACCUGCAAAUCAAGUAAAAUCAAGCCAACCUGGGUGGAGAAAGUUACCAGGGACUGUCAAGAGAAUCUUCAAGGAGAUUUUGAAGGUGGAUUUUGUAACUGGUUUUCCUGCUGGAAAUCUAAAAAUAACUCCUUUUGGAACCUGUACAGCUCAUCAGAUAUGAACAAUAAUACACCAGGACCUGUAGCUGAGGAGAAUAAAACACCUGCAUCUGACAUCUGCCUUACACAGGAUGCAUUACAAUGUGAUGAGCUACAUACCGAGGAACCUGCAUCCAGAGAUGGCAGUGUUAAAAUCUGCCAACCAGAGCUGCACAAAACAGCUCCUUUGGGUACAGAGACCUUGCAUGGGACGGAAACAAAUGAGGCUCCUGCAGUGGACAGUUGCCAUGAGGAUCUUUUCCUCUCAGUAACAGAGAGAGAAAUUGCAAUUUCAGGUCAAGAAGAUGCAGAAUCUAAUCAGGUUAUGUGUGUUGAUGAAAUGAUAUUGUUAGAAUCCUGCAAGGGGGAUUCACAUAUGAACAAUAACGUUGCAAAUGGACCUUUUUCGGUGGAGCUGGCACAAAAUGAAGACAGCUCUUCCCAGAUGGAAGUUGAAGGCUCCAUUAAUCUGGACAUUUUUAGUGCAAAGUUACUAGAUCACCCUUACUGUAAAAGCCCCCUAGAGGAGCCUUUGCCAGAAAGCACAGGACUAAAAUCAGGAACUCGAAAGGGAGGCAGAAGGAACAGUCAGAAAGUUUCUCGUGUGGCUGAUGAGCAGUUAUCAACAUGGAUUUGUGGAUUCCUAGAUGAAGUGAUGAAGAAAUAUGGCAGUUUAGUUCCACUCUGUGAAAAAGAUGUCAUGGCAAGAUUAAAGGAAGUCUUUAAUGAAGAUUUCUCCCAUAGAAAGCCUUUUAUCAGCAGGGAAAUCCUGAAGUAUCGGACAAGGCAUCCAAAAUCUUCCACUUGCAAUUUCCGGGUCUUCUAUAACAAGCACAUGCUAGAUAUGGAUGAUCUGGCUACACUGGAUGGUCAGAACUGGCUUAAUGACCAGAUUAUUAAUAUGUAUGGUGAACUCAUAAUGGAUGCAGUCCCUGACAAGGUUCAUUUUUUUAACAGCUUUUUUCAUAGACAGCUGGUAACCAAAGGAUAUAAUGGUGUAAAACGAUGGACUAAAAAGGUGGACUUGUUCAAAAAGACUCUCUUGUUAAUUCCAAUUCACCUGGAAGUCCACUGGUCCCUCAUUACUGUGAACAUCCCUAACCGAAUUAUUUCAUUUUACGAUUCCCAAGGCAUUCAUUUUAAAUUUUGUGUAGAGAACAUACGAAAGUAUUUACUGACUGAAGCAAGAGAGAAGAAUCAUCCUGAGUUUCUUCAGGGAUGGCAAACUGCUGUUACAAAGUGCAUUCCACAACAGAAAAAUGACAGUGACUGUGGGGUGUUUGUGCUCCAGUACUGCAAGUGCCUCGCCUUAGACCACCCUUUUCAGUUCUCCCAGGAAGAUAUGCCACGUGUAAGAAAAAGGAUUUACAAGGAGCUGUGUGAGCGCCAGCUAAUAGAUUAACAAUAAAAAAAACAAAAAGAAGAAAAGUUGAACUGUUUCUCUGGCAUUUGUGAAGAGUUCCAGCUGGUGUUUGUGUACUUGAAUUUCUGAAAACUUCCGUGAAUUUCAACUGACUCGCAGCUGAGUGGUGUGGCCACUGUUACCUCAACUUUUUCUGCUCUUUCCCUGGCAGGACUUAACAGAGCUGCCCCAAAAUAUUCCUAAUGUCAGUUUGGUUUCCUCUUUUAUUUUCUUUCCUGUAUUUAAUAUUUAUUAUCUACGCAUGCACAUAGGCAAAGCAUGCGACUAAAAAAAAAAAGUAUCGAAUUGUAGAUUUGGUGCACCUUUGAAAUGUAGCUAGAAAUGACAGAAUACAGGUUAAAAAUUUGUCUGAAAACAUAAAGAUGCAUGAUCCGUUUUCUGACGCAAUAAUGCUUUGAAUGUAUCAAAACCUUUUCAAUGCCAUAAAAAGAGCAGCUAAACCUUUUAUUUGAAAACUCAAAUUAUUCCAUUUUUCUCAUUGGCUGUGUAGUACUGAAUCCCCACUUUUUGUGGGGGUGGGGAGAGGGGUGGAUAAAUCCGCCUAUAGAUUUUAUUUGUGGAGACCCCCUUUGAAUAGAGUUGAAGUCACUAAUAAAAAAAAAAUUGUUCUCUGUUAACGUUUAGCUAGCUGUCGUUAUCCCCCCUGUUCCCUGUGGUUGGAAAGCAGCCUUUGCACAAAUGAGACUUCGGCACUUGACUGUAUAAUAAAACAUGGAGAUAUUCAGCUUUUCAGAUUGACAGUAUGUUCAUAUGUGCUUUGGGAGCCCUGAUGAUUGUGCAUGUGUCUUGGAACGUUAGAGGGAGAAUGAUGAAGCCGACCCUGAAGAUGCAAAGCUUCGUUUUAACCUCAGGUUUGGUAACUAGCAACCAUUCAAGUCUUAGCCUAUUUAUAGAAUUUACCUAAGGUGAAGUGGUACGUUUCAGGCAUCUUCCUUCUGGGUCUCUCUUCUGAAACUGGAUUCCCUUCUAGCUGUUCUGUCCCUCCCAUUUCUCUUCUCCCUCCCUCCACCCCAUUCUAUAACUUUAAUUCAGUUAAAAAAUAUCUUUCCGCUCCUCUCCAUGGUACUUGACUAUCUUAAACUCUCGUCAUCCCCUUUUUGUUUAUGAAUUGUAGUGUGGUAGCACCUAGGAGCUCUCAUCAUGGCCCAGGGUUCCGUUGUGCUAGGCGCUGUACUUACAGAACAAAAAGACACAGUCCCUGACCCAAAAAGCGUACAAUCUAAGUCAGUGGUGGGCAACCUGCGGCAGGCCGCCAGACCAUUUUACAUUUGCACGGCCGCCCGCAGCUCCCAAUGGCUGCGAUUUGCUGUUCCCGGCCACUGGAAGCGGCGGGCCGCAGGUUGCCCCCCACUGAUCUAAGUAAGAUAUACUACAGAUUUGAUCCUGCCUCAUGUGCUGUAGGAAUGUUGCCUAGCUAAGUGCAAGACAGAAGGCAGGGGAAUCUGAUGCUGGAUUGGUGACAUCACCACACCAACUCCUAGUAGAGGUUUGAGACUGAAUAGGAGAGAACAUGUAACUAAAGGCCUAUGCAUGGCAUCUCCUCGCCCACUUUCUGGCCAUGCUCUGCUGCUCCCCUUUCUUUACACAGUCAUUUUUUCAAGUAAGGGAGUAGGCCCAGAGGGGCUGCUCUGUGCAGAGGAUUAUGCUGAGCGCUUAGUCGUAUUUUGUGCUCAUGCAUAGUGUAACAGCCUUGUGCUCUCAACCGUACACCACACAAGGGCUUGCAGCAUCAAGCCUUGGCUCCCAAUUCAGCAAGGUUCUUAAGCUUAUGUUUAAAGUUAGACGCUUGCUCAAAUACUUCGUUGAAUUGGGCACUUGGUUCCAGGCCUAAGUAGUUGUAAGCUCAAGAUAUAAACUUUGUGCAUCUUUGUUUAGAAAAAUCCAUGGACUUAUUUAAGCAUUCCCCUAUACUAUUGUGAAUACAACCCCAGCACACCUGUCAUAGUGUCUGGGACCAAAAAUUGCAUACGUUGGCCUUUAAACAAAAAUGCAACUUAGUCUAGUUUCGCUAUCCAAGGUGAGUGAAAUGCAAAGAAUAAAUCGCAUAAAUGGUG